GAAGCCCUCAAGCGGAAGCGCAUCAAGUGAAACACCGUAACCAGCGUAUUUUUUUGACGUAACCUUUGCCCACGAGUCCUGCCAUGGCCAUUCCCUUCUAUGAGAACGAGCACGCGUCGGCGACGGCAACCGCGCCCAGUGACAAUGCCACCGCCACCGCCACCGCCACCGCUGGCGACCAGGUGGAUGGACCGCCGCUCCUCGAUCCCGGAUUCGACCAUGUGGACUACGAAGGACCUCCGCCAGCAGCGGCGCCAUCAACGGCAACAAGUGAGCCGCCACCGAGCGCCGAGGAGCAGCUACUGGCCUGGAAAAUGCUGGCCCUGACCAUGUGCAAGGUCCUCAAGCAGUUCUGCCAGCAUCACAAGCAGGCCACCGGGAAGCCCACCAAAAUGACGGCCACCGUCCAGAUCCAGCCACAGAGCCAGUAA
Molecule: messenger RNA, 431 nt
Organism: Drosophila persimilis
Lineage: Eukaryota; Metazoa; Arthropoda; Insecta; Diptera; Drosophilidae
Exons: 1
Coding region: 84-431 (115 amino acids)
Source: RefSeq, a predicted model, not a curated record